UUCUCGUUGAUUCUCAGGAGGGUCUGGCACACCGGAAUGCUCCAUAAAACUUAGCUGUUGUUAUCUUUAGUUUGAGGACGGCGCUCACGGUUGCUUUUCCUUCUCAGCUCUACUCGAUACCUCCCAGUGCCCGAGAAAAGACCAGGACCCCCAAUAUGGCUCCUGUCCUGUCAGAAAAGCUACAGGAUGCAUUAACACGUGAGGAUGUGGCUGUACGUUUCUCCCGGGAAGAGUGGGACUGUCUGAAUCCUGCCCAGAAGGAGCUCUAUAGAGACGUGACGCCGGAGGAUCACCGGAACUGCCUCUGGCUGGGGUUUCCAAUCUCCAAAAUUGCUCUGACCUCUAAGCUGGAAGGAGGAGAAGAACCCAGGGCCGUGUUGCCUCCCCACAGAGCCAAGUAUGAAGAGUUCCCGAUACCUGUCGACACGGGUGAGUGAGGGGGAUCUGAAGGAUGCCGCCACAGAGAAAGGAAGACCCACCUAGGAAGGAGCUGGUGGCUGCUUUGAAA
Equus caballus (horse) is the source of this 508-nucleotide messenger RNA. Its product is annotated as zinc finger protein 517-like. Gene Ontology annotation, biological process: regulation of DNA-templated transcription. The record is from RefSeq and is a predicted model, not a curated record. Lineage: Eukaryota; Metazoa; Chordata; Mammalia; Perissodactyla; Equidae.